AUGACUAGUGCCAUCUCAGCAAUCACACCCAUUGCGGCCCGAGAGCAGGUCUUUGAUAGAGAGUUAUGUACCUUUGCUAUAUGUGACAUCUCUCUUUCGUGGUAUAAGUACCGGCCAUCAUUGCCGGCAAAUGCGACAUUUACAGCUCUGUUUUUUAUCUCUGCUGUCACUUUCAUAAUCCAAGGACUUGCAACGAGACGAUUUCUGGGCUUCACCAUUGCCAUGAUCCUGGGAACCCUAGGCGAGACGAUUGGAUAUAUAGGUAGAAUUAUGAUGUGGGAUAAUCCAUGGAAACAGAUUCCAUUUAUGAUUCAGAUAUGCUGCCUUACUCUUGCGCCUGCGUUCCUUGCUGCUGGUAUAUACUUUACCUUAUCCCGGAUCGUGACUGCUUUUGGCCCCGAAAACUCCCGAAUCCGCCCACGAUGGUAUCCCCGACUUUUUAUUCCUUGCGAUAUCCUUGCACUGGCCCUCCAAGGUGCCGGCGGUGGAAUUGCCAGCACCGCGGGUGACAAUGACCGGACGCAAGCUGACUUAGGGAAAGACAUUAUGGUGGCUGGCCUUGUGAUUCAGGUCAUUACGUUGACUAUAUUCAUGGGACUGGUUGCGGACUUCGCUUUUCGAACCCACAAUCGCAUCCGUGCCUUGGGGAAUGCUGCACUAGAUCCAAAUUAUUCCCAUCUUCGAUCAUCCUCCCAGUUCAAACUCUUUCUGCUGUCUCUAGCAGGAUCGACAGUUUGCAUAUAUGUACGAAGUAUAUAUCGAAUUGCGGAAUUGUCUGAAGGAUGGGAUGGACCGCUGCUAUCCAACGAAGGAUUGUUUAUUGGAAUGGAGAGCGUGUUUGUGGUCAUUUCUGUUUUUCUUCUGAAUGCAUUCCAUCCUAGCAGAUGUUUCAGGGCUGGAUUUGACAAAGGCCAGUAA
Trichophyton rubrum CBS 118892 is the source of this 918-nucleotide messenger RNA. RefSeq lists its product as uncharacterized. The transcript has 2 exons. Lineage: Eukaryota; Fungi; Ascomycota; Eurotiomycetes; Onygenales; Arthrodermataceae. Gene Ontology annotation, cellular component: plasma membrane; fungal-type vacuole. The record is from RefSeq and is a predicted model, not a curated record. The coding region runs from base 1 to 918 and encodes 305 amino acids.